CGCUCCGCCGAGCUCGUCUGCUACAAAACCACUCGCAUUCGAUCGAGUCGUGUUUCGAGAGCGCCAACUCAGUCCAUACUCGGUUACCUCGCUUCGGCAUCGAGAUGAUCGUCUUCCCCAUGGCUCCGAUCUUUACACCGAUGGACAGAGGUGCCUUCCCCGACUGCGGUUCCAUGAUGAGUCGGAUGUUUGAUGGCAACGACUUCGACAGGGCUUUCUUCGACGGCAUCGUACCUGUUAGACUUUUUGGAUGUCCGGAAGAUCUCCGCAGCUCUUAUAAAGUGUCCAGUUCGAAGUGUCCGGCCUCCGAAGUGUCCCUAACUCCGGACAACUUCGCGCUGAGGCUGGACGUCCGGGGCUUCGUUCCAGAGGAGAUCAGCGUCAAGACCAUCGGAAACUCCGUCGAGGUACACGCCAGGCACGAAGAAAAAGACCCCGAGGGACGCGGCUUCGUGAUGCGUGAGUUUCGACGCAGAUACACGCUUCCCGAUGACGUCGAUCCGGCAUCCGUGACGUCACAGCUCACAGGACGUGGCCUGUUGGCAGUCGAGGCCCCGAGGAAGAAGGCGGAGACGACACCACUGUCUGACACAGUCCCCAUCCCUGUGGAGCACAUGUCUUCCAACGACGUCCCUUCAACGUCGUAGGAAUCAAGUUAACAAGAUACGAACUUUUUAUUUUAAUUUAACGCCUGUGAUAUUUUUUUUACUUCACCUUUAUAGCUAUUUAAGAAGUCUAAUAAACUAUAUUUUUUUUUUAUCAUAACUAUAUCUGCGUCUGCCGUUUUUAUCAGUUACAAGCACGACUCCAGCCAACAUUUAUCCACAUUCCAAAGCAGAUUUGUUUUUUUUUAAGUGCUCAAGUUUGUUGUUAUGGGCUGGGUGUUUCAAUACUGCAUUCUUUAGCAGGGUUCCUAGUGUAGCAAAACG
This is a messenger RNA of Ixodes scapularis (black-legged tick), 929 nucleotides long. RefSeq names its product heat shock protein beta-6-like. The record is from RefSeq and is a predicted model, not a curated record. The coding region runs from base 105 to 647 and encodes 180 amino acids. Gene Ontology annotation, biological process: response to heat; protein refolding. Lineage: Eukaryota; Metazoa; Arthropoda; Arachnida; Ixodida; Ixodidae. Gene Ontology annotation, molecular function: protein folding chaperone. The transcript has a single exon.